AUGCAAAACAAAGCCCGCGAGUUUAUGGACCAGUAUGUGCCAAGGAAAUGCUCCACAAGCAACAGUUUCAUUGGGGCCAAGGAUCACAAGUCCAUCCAGAUGAACGUGGCCAAGGUUGACAAGGUCACAGGCAGAUUUAAUGGCCAAUUUAAAACUUAUGCAAUUUCUGGAGCAAUUUGUAGAAGGGGAGAAUCAGACGACUCUAUUCUCUGGCUGGCAAAAAAUGAUGAUGUUGUUUCAAAGAAUUUCUAA
Dromiciops gliroides (monito del monte) is the source of this 252-nucleotide messenger RNA. Its product is annotated as 40S ribosomal protein S21-like. Gene Ontology annotation, cellular component: cytosolic small ribosomal subunit; ribosome. The record is from RefSeq and is a predicted model, not a curated record. NCBI's taxonomy places the organism in Eukaryota, Metazoa, Chordata, Mammalia, Microbiotheria, Microbiotheriidae. Gene Ontology annotation, biological process: translation; endonucleolytic cleavage to generate mature 3'-end of SSU-rRNA from (SSU-rRNA, 5.8S rRNA, LSU-rRNA); endonucleolytic cleavage in ITS1 to separate SSU-rRNA from 5.8S rRNA and LSU-rRNA from tricistronic rRNA transcript (SSU-rRNA, 5.8S rRNA, LSU-rRNA). The transcript has a single exon. Gene Ontology annotation, molecular function: structural constituent of ribosome. Bases 1 to 252 code for a protein of 83 amino acids.